This is a messenger RNA of Numida meleagris (helmeted guineafowl), 5365 nucleotides long. It is a transcript of the gene SNAP29, whose product is annotated as synaptosome associated protein 29. The transcript is spliced from 5 exons. Gene Ontology annotation, cellular component: plasma membrane; SNARE complex. Bases 172 to 927 code for a protein of 251 amino acids. Lineage: Eukaryota; Metazoa; Chordata; Aves; Galliformes; Numididae. Gene Ontology annotation, molecular function: SNAP receptor activity; syntaxin binding. The record is from RefSeq and is a predicted model, not a curated record. Gene Ontology annotation, biological process: synaptic vesicle priming; exocytosis; synaptic vesicle fusion to presynaptic active zone membrane.
AGCUCCCCGCCCCGCCCAUCCACCGGCGAAUAAGCCCUCUCUCAGUGGAGCGCUUGGCCCGCCCCGGGGAAGCGGCAGUUCCGCCCGGUGCCUGCAGGCGGAAGAGCGGAGCGGGUAGCGACGCGGCGCGGUGAGCGGCCUCACCUUAGGCUCCGUGAGGUGGGGUUCGCCAUGUCGGCCGCCUCGAGGAGCUACAACCCCUUCGCCGAGGAUGAGGACGAAGAGGCGACAUGGGGCAGCAGAGAGGCGGGCGGUGCGGAGCGGCGGCGCUACCUGCAGCAGGAGGUGCUGCGCCGCUCUGCCGCCACCGCCGACAGCACCGCGCGCUCCCUCUCGCUGCUGUACGAGUCCGAGCGCAUUGGCGUAGCCGCUUCUGAGGAGCUCGUACGUCAAGGAGAGGCACUGAAGCGUACAGAACAAAUGGUCGAUAAAAUGGACCAGGACCUGAAGUCUAGUCAAAGGCACAUAAAUAGCAUUAAGAGUGUUUUUGGAGGCCUGGUUAACUACUUCAAAGCCAAACCACCUGAGAGCAAACCAGAACAGAAUGGGAUACCUGAGUAUUAUGGUAACAGUAGAUUAAAAGAAGCAAUGAUGUCUAGCAAAGUACAAGACUCAAAAUAUCAGGAAAGUCAUCCGAAUUUAAGGCGGCUAGAUAAUUCAGCAGAUAGUGAUUUCAGCAACGUAGAUUCGAUUUCUUCAGUGCAGCAGGAUGCCUAUCCAAAGAAUCAAUGUCUGAAAGCUUACCACCGGAAAAUUGAUAACAACUUAGAUGAGAUGUCUUCUGGGUUGAGUCGUCUGAAAAACCUAGCUCUUGGUCUGCAGACAGAAAUAGAGGAGCAAGAUGAUAUGCUGGAUCGGCUAACCAAAAAAGUAGAGAUUCUAGACAUCGGUAUUAAAAGCACGGAUAAAAAAAUCCGACAACUUUAAACAUCUAACAAAUUUUUGUCCAGCAUUAGUUCUUCUCGGUUGUCUUUUCUCAACAGAUCUCUUAAGGUCUUGGAUAAUAUAUCUUUCUUUGUCAUGCUGCUGAUUUUGUUGCCUUUAAGAGUGUAGCAUAAUACCUUAAGUUUCUUUCUAAUGUACAUGGGAAAAGUGCAUUUCAAGUAAGAUCUCUCAGCGCUCUGUUAAUUUUUUUGUAUUACUGUGCAUUGUGUGCAUGGAGGAGUUUAGAGUCUACAGAGCUUUGGUAUCCCUGCCCUGAAAGCUGUGAUGAGAAAAUUAACUACAUUUUGCCUUUUUUUUCCCCAGGAGAGGCAGAGAGAACAGGAUGUAUUCCUUUGUUCAGAGCAAGCGUUGCAAAUACUGCUUACCUACAGCUACUUUAAAUUCUGAAAAAAUGCCAAUUUCCAGCUGUACAAAUAAUUCUGAAGCAACUGUCUUCUAGCAUUUUUGGGACUUAAGGAACUAACUGUUCUAUAGAAGGUGUAAAGGUUAACUGUCAAGAGCGUAAUACAAGAAUGAUAAAAUCCUGUGCUUGUUCCUUUCCUAAGAUGACUUUUUCCAAUGAGCAGUGGUAUUUAUGAUUGGAUAGCAUAAAGCUGGUAGCAUUCAGUUAUUUUCAUUAAAUAUCUGUAAGGGUAUUUUAUGAUUUGCAAGAAAUGUUGAUUGGCAAGUACCCAAGAAGUCUGGGUAACAAAAAAAAAAAUCACAAUUUACACAUACGUACUUCCUAAGAUUCUUGUGUAGAAAUUGUCACUAUCUGCUCUCUUAUUUUCUGCCCUUUCUCAACUUAGGUAUGUAGGUGGUUAGUCUCCAUUUUAGAAAUGGAAAGUUGGUCUGAAACUGUGCAAACAGAUGAUAGGAAGUCAUUCCUUAAUAUUUGCUUCAGAUAGAGGCAAUUAGGGAGGGAGCAGAUGCUAUGUUCUCCUUUAUGUGACUGUUUUUAAGAAGCUCAACUAUGAUGCACAUACUCCUGCAUUGGCUUAGCAGGUAUGAAGAGUUCCCAUAGGUGAAGAGAAGUUUGAAAAGUUUUGAGUCUUCCAGAUACAAGUUGGGUCUUCCAUUUUGUUUUAUUCAUUUGUAAAUGUAACUCUAGAAUAAUUUCGUUUCUACUCCAGCCUGAAGAUGUGACAGUGAGAACUAGAUGUCUCUCUUGAAAGCACAAGAAAUUCCAGUUUGGACAGAACUUGUGUCAGUAUUGCAAUGCUUGCUAUCACAACUGACAAGGAAACGUUAAAAAAUAAUCACUUUGUGCUGGUGCCACAUUAUCUUCUGAAUUAAGAUAACUAAGGUGUUUAGAACUAUCAAGCUUGUAUCCUUUAUGAAUAUCACGCUUUUUUUUUUUUAAGGGAAUUUGUUACAUUGACUUCCUAUAAAGUUCACCCGACUGGUUAAGGAGACCUAAGCAAACUCAACCAUUUUCUGACUUACUGUGUCUCCUGGGAAUUCAAUUGUAAAGAGGAAUAAAUAAAAAAACAUAAACCCACACCUCUAAGGCACAGUGUUAUGAAAAAUACGUGGUAGAGUUAUGAACUGGAUUGAAGGUGAGCUUCUGUUUCCCCUUACCUUGCUGCUAUCAUUAAUUUAGUCCCUAGAAAAGAUAACAUUUGUAAAGACUUAAAACUACGUGAGCUUUUAAGCAUGAAAAGCAUUAUUUGCUUUCACUUUAAGGUAUCAUUUAUACUCAUAUUGAAUCUUAAAAAAAAAAAGAACUUAAUGUCAAUGUCACCAUUUACCUUUUUGGUAAGUGUCAUAUUUUUCUUUAACUGUUAGAAUAGUCACGAAUUAUAUGAUUUAAUGCCUUGAAAAGGUUUCGAGAUUUAUUUAUUACAUUAUACUAGUCAGUAGUUAUCAACAUCUGUUAACCACUUCCAUGAAGGAAUAUUGCAAUUAUGAUUGUAUUUGCUUUGAUUUCAUGUUUUUCUCACUCCCCAUUUUGGGAAAAGGGUGUGAAGAAUGGUGGUUUUUUUUUCUUAUCCCAGUACUGAUUAACAGAAACAUUUGCAUCUUAAAAAGGACUUAUAAGAUUUGUCAAGAACAGAGAAUAUUCAACAACAACCCACCACAGUAAAUACCUCAUUGUAGUUUGAAAUCUGCCCUCACUUAUAUGCAAGGGUUUCAAAAUUAAGUUUCCUCUAAAGUUAGACUUUGGUAACUUAGAUGUAGGUUGAGGUUUUUUCCCCAUUAAGUUCGGGUUAGUGGAGGAAAAGUGUAGCUAAAAGAUCUAGUUGCGUUAAAUGAAAUUAAUGUGAAGCUUGACUCCCAGCUAAAGUUUUAGUUUAACUGAAUGUUGUUUUAACAGUAUGCUGUCUUUCUGAAGUCAGCUCUUCCUUUUUUAAGUCUAAAUUAAUUCACAUGAUGAAUUCAAUUAUUUUUGUCAACAGUUCAGUUGUAUCAGCUUUAUUAAAUGCUUCUCGAUCCUGAACAUCUUUGAGGGCCUUAAAAACACAGGCAAAGGAGGGAGAAAUUUUGUAGCUCCCCCUAUUUCUGCUUUGAGAACUUGAUAAUCCAAGCAGACUAAGAUCGCCAACAUGUGGAAGAUGCACAGAAGACUAACUUCUUAUCUCUUUAAGAAUCUAAUUCACUGUCUUAAUAACAUGUUAUAACGCUGUAAUGGAAUGAAAAGUAUGGUGACAAUAGCAGGGUGACACAGUCUUUGGCUGUAGCAAAUCAGGACAAGCCCAAAUACAGCAACUACAGACACAAAAACAAAGGAAAAAGCUGCUUACCUUUAGAAGGCCUGAGGUAGGAAGAGACCUCCAGCAAGACACCCCUACCUCCACUGCCAACCCUUAAAUGAAGUCUGGGAAGGGGUGGAUCCUGGCUCCGCCCCCUUCCGGUCACUCAGCUGCAUUGCACGCACCUGAGCUCCUCUGAGUUGGUCCUGCCUUCCCACCAGUGCUUAAUCUCUGCUUCAGGCUGUGACUUAGCAUUUCUGCUACACGUCUCUAUUUUCUUGGUGCUUCUGCUUUCCUGGUCUGUUUAUUACUUUUGUUUUGUUUAAUAGCCUUGUUUUAAAGGAUCGUUUCACAUGCUGAGUUUUCUUUCUUGGGGGAAGAAAAAUGUUCAUGGGUACAAUGAAUAUUUGCUACAAACUGAAUUACCUUUCUCAGCUUUCAUGUUUUAUGUUUUCUGCUGAUUUACAUGAAGAAACAACAGUAUUUUGUAAGCGUGUUAUUUUUUUCUCAUUAGACUAACUUUCUCUCCUGCAGGAAGGUGGGAAUUCAAAGGUAGGAAAAAACCCACCGUGAUCUUUGCCUUUCUAGGAAAUGUCAAUUUAUAUAUAUAAUGAAGGACUUUCUGUAACUUUUUGUACUCUUUUCUGUGAUGAAGUACAAUUUUAUUUCUUUUUGGAUGCUGUUGAAAAACUUACUUUGUAUAAGAUAUAGGACUUUCAGAAGACUCAAGUGCUAACUUGAUUACUUAAAUUGUUUUGCCUAAGUGUUUGUGUUGGCAUAAGAAAUUGGUGUCCUCGCAGCAAAAUAGCUCUAAUUAAUAUUAUUCCUACUGGCUUGAGUAGAAGCCUAAUGCUAAGGUCAGAAUAAGAGAGGAAAAUAUUCUUUUCAGUCGUCUUUGUAAAAGGAUAUGUCUUGUUUCUCAGAAAGUUUGCUAAUAAAUUUUUGAAGAGUUGUUAAACUCUGGGAACUAGCAUACGCUUUCUAACAUACCUAUAAUAAGAUAUACACUAAAAACAGGAAGGAGAAAAAAAAAUGGGAAUAGCCAGAUACAUUUACUGGUUUCCUCAGUGAGUAUGAUUUUUAAGUUGCUUGAGUGUUGAAUUAAAACGAAUUAUGCAUAGCUGAAUUUUAGUCCGUACUAUGAAGAUGUGUUGCUGUGCUGAACUCUUGUCUUACUGAAAUUGCUGAGACACUGCACUGUGUCCCAUUGGGACGCAGCAAGUGUGCCAUCCAACAUUUCAAACAGAAACUACUGCCUUUAUUUGGGUUAUAUAUAAAUGCUGUCUAUAUGAAUCUGGUCUUUCCCUGAAGAAGGUUUUACAGUUGGUGGUGGUGUUUUUUGUUGUUGUUUUGAUUUUUAGUAUGUGAAAUUUAUCUGAAGUAUUUUGCUGCCUACUAGCUUUUGUGAAGUGAUGUUGUUUGUUAAAUGGUGAAAUAGAAAAUACAACCACUCUGCCUUCUGAACAGAUAGACCUUUAUAGGCAUUUUUAGAAGCAUAAUGUUAUAUGGAGGAGGUGUAUUAAGUUUAACUCUGAAAUAUAUGGAGUUUGAUUUUCAAAAUCACAGGUAGUGACUAGUGAUUAUUUGUCUACAGCCUUUUCUUUUCCUAACAGUGCUUUAGUUCUAUGCCACCCAGGUAUAUCACUUGCUUUUUCUUCUAUUUAAAUGUUAAAAUGGUCUGCAAUUUAGAAGAUUGAAUUAAAUAAGUGCUGAAUGGUAAGAUGGUUAAUAAAGAUGUUUAUUGUUAA